Branchiostoma belcheri (Belcher's lancelet) is the source of this 2149-nucleotide messenger RNA. Its product is annotated as E3 ubiquitin-protein ligase rnf146-like. Gene Ontology annotation, cellular component: nucleus; cytoplasm. Bases 278 to 1342 code for a protein of 354 amino acids. The transcript has 2 exons. Gene Ontology annotation, molecular function: zinc ion binding; ubiquitin protein ligase activity; poly-ADP-D-ribose binding. The record is from RefSeq and is a predicted model, not a curated record. Lineage: Eukaryota; Metazoa; Chordata; Leptocardii; Amphioxiformes; Branchiostomatidae. Gene Ontology annotation, biological process: Wnt signaling pathway; ubiquitin-dependent protein catabolic process.
CUCCCAUCGUGUAUGGACAUUGACAAAUUGUUGUCCUGUCAAACUACUUCAACCUAACACGAUUAAAAUAUUUCAUUGAUAAAAUGGGGAAACAGUUUAUAGGUAAUUGAUAUAGAACAUAUUUUCUAUGUCAAGGAUAUGGAACUAUUUUCUCUAUGUGGUGGAAGACAGAGGUCAUGUGUGGGUGAUAAAGCCGGUGAAUGAUCUAUUACAGUAGGUUGUUGUAGGUGAGAAAAUGCUGAAUUUUCUCUGAUUUCGUGACAUAUGUCUCAAAGAUAUGGCAGAGAGUAGGUCCGUGGCUAGUGCUGAAACAUCUUUGAGGCAAUCAAGUGCUAAGAAGAGAAGAGAAAAGGAGGAAAUGGCGGAAACUGCGACAGGUCAGAAGCCAGGUGGAGAGGACAUGAUCCCUGAGUGUGCAGUUUGUCUGCAGACCUGCGUCCAGCCAGUGCGCCUGCCGUGUACGCACAUCUUCUGCUACCUUUGUGUCAAGGGUGUGGCCAAUCAGAGCAAACGAUGUGCACUUUGCCGCCAAGAGAUUCCCAUUGAGUAUCUUGAGCGGCCAGAGCUCGUCAAGCCCAUCAAAGUCACAGAGGAACAGGAGGGGGAGGAGGAGGAAGAGGUGUACUGCUGGUUCUAUGAGGGACGUAACGGUUGGUGGCAGUACGAUGAACGUACUAAUGCAGAGCUGGAAGAUGCUUACACAAAGAAGAAGAAAUCUUGUGAACUACUUAUUGCAGGUUUCCUGUACAUCAUUGACUUUGUCAACAUGUUGCAGUUUAGACGGAAUGAUCCAAGCAGACGUCGACGGAUCAAACGUGACCUAACAAACACGCCCAAGAAAGGAGUGGCUGGGGUGCGGCUCCCAGCACCGGCUCCUCCCAGAAACGCCCCGGCAGAUGGAGUGGAAGGUGCAAACGAAGGAGCCACAGGAGGGAGCAGAUCUGUGGCUGUCACAAGUAGAGCUACAAAGUCAACUCGAGGGCCAGCUGAUCAUGAUGAAGAUGACUCAAAUGAAGAUACCAACAACAGAGCAGAAGAGGACAGUACCAGUGAAGAUGUGACGGACCAAUCAGCACGUGGAAAUGCAAGACAGUCUCCAGAUUCAUUAAGACAGCACACCCCUACUCAAGAAGAGGAUGAUGAUGGGGAUACCAACUCCACAGGAGGUGCUGAGAUGUCAGAGAUGGUGCGGAUGUUGCAGAGAAGUCGCCUGGGCAGAGGAUCAGACUCAAGCCGCAGUGGGGUCCUCCAGGCUGUGCUGCAGGGGCAGGUCAGCUCCGUAGCGAAUGUUGCCAUGGCAAGGGAAGAGAUUCCUGGAGACUCUUCUGAUGAGUCAGACUAAUGCUUUGAUAUGUAACCAAACCAGGUAUAAUGGACAGGACCUUUUCUUUUAGUUGUUUCAUUUUUAUGUCCAAUAUAAGACAAGACAUACUCGAAGGAGUGGCCGUCUACCAUUUUGUAUCAAUCCAGGGCUCAGCCUGUGACAGUGAGGUGUCACUUCUGGAAGAAUUAUCAAUCCUUCAAUUCACAUCACCUACAAUGUACAUGUAGGACCUCACCAACUGGAGUUGUAAGCUAAAUCUGUCUGUGAUGGUCCUCCCAUGCCAGUUGCCAAGGACUUACGAGAAUUGCUGGAAGCAACGAGCUAAAACUUGAAUGGUGAUGGUUGUAGCAAGGCGUUUUAAAGAUGCAAAGUACACUGUGCUGUUGCAACAUAUUUAGUAUGCUUUUGGUUUUCCUGUCUUGGAUGUUGGGAGGGAGGAUUGUAAUGUUUUUAGUCAUAGAAACAAAACUAGAAGGUAGUUUCUUGACCACACCAUUGCUCCAAUCAUGCUACAUUCAGCUGGGAGAAAGGAGCAAGUAACAAGGAAAGUACAUGCAUGUGCGCAGGUGCAAUUAAACAGACAAUACAAACUGCUUUAAAGGCUUUUAACAAAAAUGUUUAUGUCCUACUUGUAUUGGUAUUAUAUAUUAUAAAGGAAACAUACAUUGACCAACAUACAUGUAUUGAUAUGAAAGAGUUUCCCAAUCAAAACAUUAAUAAGAAUUCUGCUUAGGUAAAUGUGUAGAAACUGCCACUUUGAUGGCAAUGAAAAUCUAUUUCUGAAUUUACAAGAUGACAUCAGCAAAAUAUGCAGAUUUAAGCUAU